Ylistrum balloti is the source of this 2293-nucleotide messenger RNA. RefSeq names its product arf-GAP with coiled-coil, ANK repeat and PH domain-containing protein 2-like. Lineage: Eukaryota; Metazoa; Mollusca; Bivalvia; Pectinida; Pectinidae. Gene Ontology annotation, molecular function: GTPase activator activity; protein binding. The annotation marks the transcript as partial. The record is from RefSeq and is a predicted model, not a curated record. Gene Ontology annotation, cellular component: cytoplasm. The transcript has 22 exons.
UUACAGAGUUUAGUAUUAUCGAUAAUCUGGAAAUGAAGACCCAUUUAGAGACACAUUUUACACUCAACUAAUCGUUUCAAUUGUUAAUAAUGAGACCCACUAUUGACUUCAGAGAAUGUCUCAAGGAUUCGCCGAAGUUCAGGACCUCCUUGGAAGGAUCCGAGAACGACUUGGAGAUCCUAGAAGCACGGCUAGAAAGGAUGGUGAAGCUAUGCACUUCGAUGAUAGAGACUGGCAAGUCUUUUAAAAGAGCAAGCAGUGACUUUGUGAUUGGGAUACGAGACCUGGCCUCUUAUUUCAAAGAUGAUGAUCUGAUUGUGGAUGAUUCGAAAGUGUGUAAUUGUUUGAAUAAAUUUGCUCAUGAGAUGUCAGAAAUGCUAAAGUAUUUUACAAUACUUUUGGACCAAGCCAAUAGAUCUGUGUGUAAAAACCUGACAAAUUUUAUCAAAAAUGACAUAAAAAAGGUGAAAGAUUCGAAGAAAGACUUUGAGAAAAUCAGUGAUGAAUUAGACUCGGCUUUAGUACGUAAUGCUGGUGUCCAACGUAGUAAACAGCUAGAAUGUGAGGAGGCUGCCAACCAACUCAAGGCUAAACGUUCUGGCUUCGCUCUGGCAUCUCUAGAUUAUGUAUUUCAGAUAAAUAUUCUUCAUUCUAAAAAGAGAUUUGAUAUAUUAGAAACCAUGUUAUCAUUUAUGCAUGCUCAGAGUACUUUCUUCCAUCAAGGCCAUGAAUUGUUCAAGGAGUUUGAACCAGAAAUGAAAUGUGUUGCCUCACAGGUGGAAGAAUUAAGUGCCAAAGCUAGUCAAGAGCGCAAGGAGAUGGAACAGAGACAUAGCCUUGUGCAACAAAAGAAUGUCAAUCUGUCUCAGAAUGAUUUGGAUAAUGAUACCAGUGUUCAACAUAUGGAGGGCUACCUCUUCAAGAAAACAAGUAAAGGAUUCAAGAGCUGGGUCAGGCGAUGGUUUAUGAUACAGAAUAAUCAGCUUGUGUACCGUAAAAGAUCUGGUGUGAAGGAGUGCUCCGUAAUGGAAGAAGAUCUACGUCUGUGUACUGUCAAACCUGUGUAUGAAACAGAGCGUCGCUUCUGCUUUGAUGUCUUGUCUCCAACUAGAAGUCACAUGUUACAAGCAGAAACAGAUGAGGAUUGUCAGAUAUGGAUCACAGAAAUACAGACUGGAAUAAGCAAUGCCUUCCGAUGUGCCUCCAACAUACAGAAUCAAGUCGAAGAGGAGUCCGAAGCCAACAGAACAUUACAUACAUCAACAGAUGAAGAUACUGUAGCAUCGACUCCUCCAGCAUCCAAACAGAGCAAGGCUCAACAGAGAUUGGAACAGCUGUUGUCCAUCCCGGGGAAUGACCACUGCUGUGACUGUGGCUCCGCUGACCCGCGUUGGUCAAGUAUCAACCUCGGCAUCACACUCUGUAUAGAGUGUUCCGGUAUCCACAGGAGUUUUGGAGUCCACCUAUCAAAGGUGCGGUCAAUAACCCUGGAUGCUUGGGAACAGGAACAAAUCAAGGUCAUGGUUGAACUUGGUAAUGAUGUUGUCAACCGUAUCUAUGAGGCCAGUGUAGACGAGUCCAUAGCAACCAAAGCUACAUCUGAUUGUAAAAGAACUGUGAGAGAAAACUGGAUUCGUGCCAAGUAUGUAGAUAAGGCCUUUGUAAUGAAGCUUCCUGGACCCAAGGUGGCUAGUCGAGCACGAGGCUGGAGUGUAAAGAGGAAAACCAAGAGGCCAUCACCAAGUCGCUCCCUAAACAAGGACGAGUCUCACUCGGAUUUAGAGUCGGACGUGACCAGUGGUUUAAUGGAAGGCCGGAAAGUUAACUCUAAACCACCGGUUUUAUCUGUAUCCAACACCUCUAAAGACUGUGACAGUGGACUGGGCGCUAGUGCCUCCGAUGUUAUCGUUUUUGGAGACUCCGAGCUCGAGGUUCCAGAUCUAAGUACUAGUUUGGAUCUGGAGAGUUCUGAGGGAUCGGAGGUCGAAGAUGAUGGUGAUGAUUCCAAGUCUACGACAUCUUGGGAAGAUAUGAGUAAGCUGGACCCCAACAUGCUGCUGUAUAAAGCAGCCCAGGCUCGUAACCUUGCUGUCAUGUUGGAGGCUCUCGCUAACGGUGCUGACCCUAACUGGGUACACGAGGAAGAGGACAGAAAAACCCCACUAAUGAAAGUAGUGGAAACUGGAUCUCUGGCUGCCUGUGAAUUUCUACUACUGAAUGGCGCUAAGUUGAUGCGGAAAGACAAGAAUGGGCGGACACCGCUUCACCACGCCACCAUGAAUGCCAAUACAGG